Molecule: messenger RNA, 3020 nt
Organism: Chlamydomonas reinhardtii
Lineage: Eukaryota; Viridiplantae; Chlorophyta; Chlorophyceae; Chlamydomonadales; Chlamydomonadaceae
Exons: 10
Coding region: 133-1365 (410 amino acids)
Source: RefSeq, a predicted model, not a curated record
CUCGCCAGCGUCGAACUGUGUCACAUAGUAUCAGUUGAAGGCUUGAAACAUCGACACCCUGCGACCUGAGCGCGACUCCGACAGCGACUUCAAAACCUUGUGCCUAUAUAACGUAGCGCCUCACCUCCAAGGAUGCACCAGCCGUGCCUCAUGUUGCAACCCGGCUCAAGAUGUGCGGCGGCUGCGAGGCUUUGCGCUGCGCGGGGACGGAGCAUUCUGCUGCCGACACAGCUCGGACUCAGCAGCGCUGCCGGCCCUCACGUCGUCACUGGCGCGCAGCUUCCAGGCCCUCGCCUGGGCUGGGUCGCUCUCCGCGGCCGGAAACAGCAGCUUUGCAGAGCUCUUGACUCGGAUAAACCUGGUGACUCUGAGCACAAGGGCGAUAACGCGGACGACGAGAUUGACCGAUUGCUAGGGCUUGGGAAGUACGCGGGCAGCGGCGUUUUUGGGCGAAGCACCGGCGAGGGCCAGGCCAGCAUCUUCACAAAUGCAGAGUUUGAGAAGCCGCUGGCUGGCGGCAACACGGAGGUUCAGGAGACGCUAGCGGAUGUCGUGCAGAUGGAGGUUCGGCGGGUGCGGGCGCGUGCGGAGCUGGAGGCGGACAUGGAGGAGCGCAAGCAGCAGCUGAGGGCCAUGGGCGAGGAGAUGAAGGCGGCUCUGGCGCGGGAGUAUGAGCUGGACCGGCAGAGGGCCGAGAUGGGCGCCAACUACCACAUGUCCGAGGCGCUGUCCCAGCUGGAUGACGUGGAGGCCGACAUACGCCGCAUCAAGGAGCAGCUGCAGGCCGACAAGGCGGACCUGGCCGCCUGGGAGGUGCGGUCCGCGGAGGAGCGCAGCAAGGGGCUGUUCUUCAAGUCGCUGUACGCGGUGGAGAAGGAGAAGCGGCAGCCCGUGGGCAAGUCCAUCCCCGGCUACUACCGGAAGCAGCGCGAGGCGGCGGCGGCGGCGGGGCAGGAGGGUGCCGAGGCUGAGCCCGGGUCGUCGACGUGGGACGCCGAGGCGGUGGCAGCGGCGGCGGAGAGGCCCCUGUCCGCAGCCAGCAAACAGGUCCGCUCGCCCUUCCGUCUGUACCUGUUCUCCUACCUGUCCGCCUUCCUGGCGCUGGUGGUUGUGAACGACCUGGCGGUGGUGGCCCAGGCAGACCCGGCGGCGGCGGCGGUUGGGCACGCGGUGUGGAAGGACGUGCUGUAUGGCGCGCUCAGCAGCGGGCUGGCGCUGGUGGCGGCGAGGGAGCGGGCGGCGCUGGGGCAGGCGCAGGACCUGAUGCUGGACGGCAUCCGCCGCACCACCACUAGUGGCAGCGGCAGCGGCACCAGCACUGGGCCCGGCAGCGGCGGCAGCCGCCGCCGCCGGCGCGGCGAGUAGAGCGCUGUGGAGCAGGCAGCCCCCGCCGCCACCGCGACGCGCGGUAGCCGCAGCAGCAGUCAAAGCUGCUGCAGCUGCGGCGGUCAGUCAGGAGCAAUGGGCGGCGCGUGGAAGGGGAGGCGCGGUGCUUGCGUGGGAGCGCGAACAGUUGCAGUACUCUGGCGGCGGAGCUGCAGAAUUACUAAGAACGAGGGAAUGGCAGGGGCACAAUUGCUGCGCGCAUUUGGGGGGCGCCACUUCAUCGCGGCGUGUGCGCCAUGUACAAAAGCCAGGUCACAGCAUGUACACGAGGGCGGAUCGAAGAAGGAAGGAGCUGGCGUGACCAUUGCGCGUCGAAGCGCUGCCUUGUAUUUCAUUUUGCAGCCUACAAAGUUGACGUUAAACUCCUUCCGUGCAAUUUGUGUGUGUGUGUGUGUGUGUGUGUGUGUGUGUGUGUGAGCGUGUGUGUGUGUGUGUGUGUGUGUGUGUGUGUGUGUGUAUUUGUGUUGCUGUGUGCGUGUCGCGCGGGUCUGCAUGCGCCUUGUGUAACUAUUGCAACGCGCAAUCGCACGGCGGUGCAUGUGACAAUGAAGGCUCCCAUUGUUGCUGGGAACAGUUGUGGUUGCUGGUGCGGAUGCAGAUGCACCUUGAAGCUGGUGUGUACCAUAAAUGAUCCCUCCAGGCCGUCUGCACAAGCGCAUUUGUGUUGAUUACGUCCUACCAAUGCUGCGCGAUCGUUAUUGCAGCAGCCCAUUGAUUGUGUACGGUUGUCGUCCGGGGCAGGGAGUGUGUGUCUGGUAGCAGCAUGGGGCUGCCCCUGCUGUUGCGGUCGCCGUCACACUCGUGUGCGUCAUUCGACACGAGCCGCGUGCGGCACCGUAACGCCAGGGCUGCCGCUCGCUCCCACGCACGCACGCUCCCCAGCGUUGUCAACCCAACGCGCCACAGCCCCCGGCGGCAAUGUGUAAAUUACCCUCCUGCGUGCGCCGUAUUGUCUGGCGAUUGUAUUGUGUGAUGUGAUUCUGACAAUGGCGGUUGGUCUUGACGCUUGAGGCUUGCUGAGCACAAGUUCAAGUUGAGGAUUGGCGUGAUGGGGGCGAACCGACAAAGAGGCUGUAUACCCGUGCUUGUGAAGUCGUGAAGUCAUGAAGCUGGGAGCCCCGGGCGGUCUGGUGCUGAGAAGACCAAAACCUGUGUGUGGUGUGCCGUGCUCGCGACUUGGAGGCUGGUAAUGGUACGGUAUGUUGGUGGCCGCCCUGGCGUUUCCUUGCCCUGCCUCCCCGAUGCCGUGUGUGUCAUGACUGCCGCGCACGGCGAGGGACGCGUAUUAUUUGUGGGGGACAGGCGCAGCGGCGGGUAGUGACACGUAGCUGUUAGCCAAUGCAAGUUGCGUACCGGUACCGGUAUCGUGCAAUGGCUACGUGUAGAUGAACGACACAUAACUUGCGCUGCGCUGCGCGCCGUGCUGUAGGUUGCUGGGUUGUUGGCGGCCUGGGUGUGGCCGUGUCGGUGCAGGGGUGGGUGCAAUGGGUGCAGGGUCUGGCCCCAGGCUGAGUACGCUGGGGACAGCCGGCACAUACGAUAUGCUGCUGCUGCCGAUGAGAGGGACACAAGGCGACACGCGGCGAGGUGCACGCCUAUACGGUAAUUGAGCACGCUUGUAACGUUCGAGAGAU